ACAAACUAAAAUAGUUUUUAAUCAGUUAAAUAAUAGCUGACCGUUAACAGUUAAAUGUCCGAGUGAAUUAUAUUAAUUUUUAGUUGUAUAACACAAACAAAAAAUGGAAUGGAGAGGACAUAAAAUUUUAUUAACUUUUUUAAUAACAGUAAAUCUAAUAUACUCAACGGACUGCGAAGAAGAAAAAAAAGUAAUAAUUUAUGUUCCGAGUCGCGUAAAGACUGUUCAUCAUCACCAUCAUCACGUGAUAUACACGGAAAAAGGUCCUCAUAAAAACGCAAAAGUUCAAGCAAAGCCGUGUCCGGAUAAGUUGAUGAUUCAAAAAUAUCUCAAAUCUUCGCAGGAAUAUCAAAAACAAAGCAUUCCAACCGCCACCAAUCCCAUUACAUAUGUCACCAACAACAAAUUACUAAAAUAUAAAAGACACGACCCUACUAACGACGUAGCAAUUUAUCCGUCUAGACAAUUACCAUUUGUACCGGUUUCGUCAUAUGGACAAAUGAAUAAUUAUCCCAGUAGAUCAAAAAUUAUUACUCGUAUUUAUUAUGGUUGACAAAUAAAAUUAAGCAUUACUUGGGAAUUUUGUAAAUUUGAUUAUUAUAUUUGAAAUCAUACCAAAUAAAUGUAUAUUUUUAAUAUAGAAACAAAAUUGUAUGUUACUUAUUAUAUU
Messenger RNA from Daktulosphaira vitifoliae (grape phylloxera), 670 nucleotides. RefSeq lists its product as uncharacterized. The coding region runs from base 104 to 553 and encodes 149 amino acids. NCBI's taxonomy places the organism in Eukaryota, Metazoa, Arthropoda, Insecta, Hemiptera, Phylloxeridae. The transcript is spliced from 3 exons. The record is from RefSeq and is a predicted model, not a curated record.